AACCUCGUCACCUCCACCUCCAUGUCCAUUCAUGAUCUCCGCACGGCGACCACUUCACCAAAUGCCGCCAUUGGCUCCUGUCAUAUGCAAACGAUGAAUGAUCAUUGUCGAUACGCCUCUUGCUCGCCUUGACACAACUGAACCGGACGACUGCGCGCGCCUCAGCCUUCCGUGCCCGCCAUGGCGCCUCCUUCGCCAGCGCCAUCAUCCUCGACACCCGCCGCCAAAAAGACCCGCGCAAAGCAGGCCUGUCGCGUCUGCAACAGCCGGCGCGUGCGCUGCAAUGUCAUGGACGUUCAGCCAUGCGACAAUUGCGUCGCCGGCGGCGUGAAGUGCGAGAUUGUCCCGUCUCGUCGUGGUCGAUACCCCCGUCGUUCCAAACGUCAGCAGCAGGGCUCCGUUUCGGUGACCACCGACGCAUCGCCAACGUCCAUGAGCCCUCGCCCCAGCCUGCGCGCACACCAUCCUAUCCAGCCCGCCGCCGCACCUGUGGCCUCAAACUCCAACCCAGCCCGUCCUGGUGAACCCACCGCGCCCCCGACACCGGGGACGCUGUUCUUCGGCGAGUCCAACUUCAUCACCCUGGUCCCCGGCACAGCGCACAACAGACAUGUCUUUUCCGUGCCCGAGACACCCCAGGAUGCACAGGCCGCCGACAUCAGCCCCGCCACGAUGCGCUAUCUCAAGGAAGGGGGCGCGCUCACGCUGCCUGACCUGCAGACCUGCCUCCCGGCGCUGCAGGCCUACUUUAAGUGGUUCCAUCCUUGUUUUCCGAUCCUGGACCGUGCCGAGAUCACGCAGAAGCUGGCGGCCAUGGCUAUCUCGCGCUUGCUGCUCCAGGCGAUGCUCUUCAUUGGCGCCACGUACUGCGAUGAGGAAACGAUUACGGCCAUGGGGUUCAGUGACCGUACGGAGGCGAAGCGUCUACUCUAUGGGAGAGCGCGGAUCCUCUUCCAUGCGGAUUGGGAGAAGGAUCGGAUGAUACUCAUACAGAGUCUGUUUCUCAUGAGCUUCUGGCGGGGAGACGCAAGGGAUGUGAGAGACGUCCGGUACUGGCUGGGCGUGGUGAUUACGCUGGCGGAGUCACAUGGCCUCCACCGAUCAGAAAAGAUCAUGUCCAAGGAUCCAACCUUGUCCAAAAUGCGGAGACGGAUUUGGUGGUCCAUCUACGUUCGUGAACGACAGGCCGCAGCAUCUCUCGGCCUCCCAAGCCGCAUCCGCGACGAGGACUGCGAUAUCGAAGCGUUGAGUGCGUCAGACCUUGAAUCGGACACUAACCCCACCGUCGCGUCCCUCUUUGGCGUCUGCGAGCCGCAGCAUGUCACCUACGUCGUCAAGAUGGUGGAGAUUGCAAGGCUCUUGGGCCGUGUGAUUGAUGUGCAGUUCGUGCCUGGCCAGAAGACGCACCACGUUGACCACAUACCGGAGCUUGACGCCCGUCUGGAAGAAUGGAGAAGCAGUCUGCCCCCUGAGAUGCAGUACUCGUCGGAUGAUGGAUCAAGCUCCACAUGGACGUGCUUGCUUCACUUUGCCUACAACCACUUGCGCAUCCUCAUCCACCGAACUAACUUUAUGCGCUUCCCCGAAGAUGAUCCUCGGAGUCAGGUCGUCACCAACGCGGCCUGUCGCAUCAGCCGAAUCGCUGAAGACAUGUCUGCCCAGGGUACCCUUCGCUACGGGCAGAUGCAUCUGAUCACCAGUCUCUUUGCCGCCCUGUGUAUCCACGCCCUCGGCAUACGUCGCUCCAAGUCUAUGAACCAGCGCAUCGCUGAGCACCGUGCCCAGCUCUGUCUGCUGUGUCUCAAGGAGGUACAGAAGUACUGGUGUGUCAACAACAACGUCCUCGAUCUUUUUCUACAGUACCUAGAUUCAUCCAUCGCCAAGCGUCUGCAUGGUCACGUGCACGAGACGUCGACGACGGCGCCGCCACCUGAGGCACCCAAGGAGCCAUCGGCAGCAACAUCGCCAGCCGCCGUGGAUGCGGGCGGUUCAUUCGAAGACCAAUACCUAAGCCUUGUCAAUGGUGAAUGGGAGGGCGAUGAUGCGCUGGGAGAUCUGAGUCUGUUCUUGUGUGGCGGGGAGGGCUUCAUGGGAGACGAGGGCCUGGACUUUUUGGGGCGAUCGUUGUAGUCAAUGGCAAUGACAGCAGCAUUUCCCCAUUCGCAGUAGCGUUCAUGAGUCUAAUGCGAUGGAUGGAAUGUCGGACGACGGCUGAUGCGCAUUAGCCGCUGACCAGGGCCAAUGAUUGGGUGGCUGGUUUCUUCAUGUUGUCUGUCGUCUUGAUCCCAAGUGCCACCACUGCUUUCGUCUACCUUGGGGUACGUCGACUUGCUCACGCGGCCACUUGAGCUUUAAACUUCCAAUACCUGCCGCCCGUUCUGCCGUGUUGGGUUACCAGGAUGUCUCGCCAUCCCCAAAGGACAGGAUCACAUCGUGCUCCUUCAUUGGGCUAGAUGGUUCGUUCAGCCAGUCAACGCU
Messenger RNA from Emericellopsis atlantica, 2478 nucleotides. Its product is annotated as N-terminal binuclear Zn cluster-containing/DNA binding domain-containing protein. Lineage: Eukaryota; Fungi; Ascomycota; Sordariomycetes; Hypocreales; Bionectriaceae. The record is from RefSeq and is a predicted model, not a curated record. Bases 181 to 2130 code for a protein of 649 amino acids. The transcript has 7 exons. Gene Ontology annotation, molecular function: DNA binding; zinc ion binding; DNA-binding transcription factor activity, RNA polymerase II-specific. Gene Ontology annotation, biological process: regulation of DNA-templated transcription; DNA-templated transcription.